AUGGCGGACCCGUUGAGUUUACUUCGCCAGUACAACGUAAACAAAAAAGAAAUAAUUGAACGAGAUAAUCAAAUUAUAUUUGGUGAAUUCUCUUGGCCCAAAAAUGUUAAAACCAACUACCUUAUGUGGGGGUCUGGAAAGGAAGGCAAUGAUAAAGAAUAUUAUACAUUGGAAUGUCUUCUAUUCAUUCUUAAGAAUAUACAGUUGACCCAUCCAGUUUAUGUUAGACAAGCAGCUGCUGCAAACAUACCGGCUGUGCGUCGUCCAGAUCGUAAAGAAUUGUUGGCAUACUUGAAUGGUGAAACUGCAACUUGUGCAUCAAUAGAUAAAAGUGCUCCUCUAGAAAUACCAACACAGGUAAAACGUACUCAUGAUCACGAUGGUGGUGAAUCUGCAGCAAAGAAACCUCGCAUUGAGGAAACCCAUGUACAAAAAGUACGAGAACAGCUCGCAGCUAGACUUGAUGCUCCAAAAGAGGCAUCCGUCACAGUUGACAAUAUCAAGUCUUUAUCGGAGGCUAUGUCAGUGGAGAAAAUUGCCGCCAUCAAAGCUAAACGUUUGGCAAAGAAGAGGACUACAAUCAAGAGCAACGACUACUCCGAUACGCUGGGUGUCGUCGGAUCAGAUUUUAGAGCCAUCCUCGACUAUGACGUAGAUCUAACCAAGGAUAUUAUGAGCCGGGAGAGACAGUGGCGUACAAGAACGACAGUAUUACAAAGUAACGGAAAGGUGUUUGCAAAGAGCAUUCUAGCUCUGUUGGGUAGUAUUCGAGCGCGAGAAGAAGGUCGACCAGGAGCGCCACGGCCGCAACCCAUAGUCAUGCCACAGCCCACAUCGUUACCACAGCAGCAAACCCAGUACAACAGAUACGAUCAGGAAAGGUUUAUUAGGCAAAAAGAAGAAACGGAAGGCUUCAAAAUCGACACUAUGGGUACCUAUCACGGUAUGACACUGAAGUCAGUAACAGAGGGACCAAGUGUACCGGCCGCUGCGCGCGCGCCUCAAACACCAAGCCAUCCUAGGCAAAUGCCACAAAACGGCUCAAUGGGCGGUAGUACUCCGGGGCGUCGUGAACUGCUACCAGUGGCAGCGGCGCGUCCCCCAGCCGGCGCGGGCGGGAAGCGGCCAUCGCGCACACCCAUCAUCAUCAUCCCCGCAGCCACCACCUCACUCAUAUCCAUGUACAACGUUAAAGACACACUGCAGGAUCUUAAGUUCGUUACUGUGGAACAGAAGAAAGCUGAAGGCGCGGCUCGUGAAAAUGAAGUAUUGUUGCAGAGGAGAAAAGGACCCACAGGGGAUGUACCUAACAACGCGACUACUAUUACGGUACCUUAUCGCGUCGUAGACAACCCUGGCAGGCUAUCAGCCGCUGAAUGGGACAGAGUUGUCGCAGUAUUCGUGCAGGGACCAGCCUGGCAGUUCAAGGGAUGGCCUUGGGACGGCAAUCCCGUCCAGAUAUUUGCUAAUAUUUGUGCGUUUCACUUGAAGUAUGACGAAAUGAAACUAGACGCGAAUGUCGCCCGCUGGGCCGUCACUGUACUAAACCUAAGUCGCACCAAGCGGCAUCUUGACCGCGCUGUCCUACUCGGAUUUUGGGAGACACUUGACAAGCACAUGAUGAAGAAUAAACCGCACCUUAGGUUCUAA
This is a messenger RNA of Spodoptera littoralis (African cotton leafworm), 1650 nucleotides long. The record is from the annotation of a GenBank genome assembly. Lineage: Eukaryota; Metazoa; Arthropoda; Insecta; Lepidoptera; Noctuidae.